Messenger RNA from Oryza brachyantha (malo sina), 1255 nucleotides. RefSeq names its product nuclear transcription factor Y subunit A-7-like. The transcript is spliced from 7 exons. Gene Ontology annotation, cellular component: CCAAT-binding factor complex. Gene Ontology annotation, biological process: regulation of transcription by RNA polymerase II. Gene Ontology annotation, molecular function: RNA polymerase II cis-regulatory region sequence-specific DNA binding; DNA-binding transcription factor activity, RNA polymerase II-specific. NCBI's taxonomy places the organism in Eukaryota, Viridiplantae, Streptophyta, Magnoliopsida, Poales, Poaceae. Bases 353 to 1207 code for a protein of 284 amino acids. The record is from RefSeq and is a predicted model, not a curated record.
CAGGUCGCAUAUUUGGCAGCAAGAGCACACAGAGCACAGUCCUCUCCUCUCUCUCUCUCUCCCCCGUGCUUCCCAUUUCUGCUUCUUCGCCCACAAAUUUCUCAGUCUCGAAAAGGAUUCGGCAGGGAGGAGUUCGGAAGAGGAGCUCGAGGCGAGACGAGAGAGAGAGGCUGUUUGAGGUGUCAGUUCAUUCGACUACUUAGAAGCACACGAGAAAUAAUGGUGCUUGGGCUAAAGUGAGACCGUCUCAUAAUGCUAACACUUUUACGAGAAAUGGAAGAUCAUCGAGUCCAUGCUAUGCCUGACUAUCUAGCCUCUGCAUGUGUAGGAUUUUUUCUCUGAAGAUCAUCAGAUGAAGCAGUUAGGUAAUAAGAUGUAUGAUCAAGAUUCCCCAUCGAGCAAUUCUGGCCAGUCUCACCAAGAAGAAUCUGCCAUGAAUGACAGCAGUCCAAAUGAGCGACAUACCUCAACACAAUCCGACAAUGAUGAUGAUCAUCAGAAGCAAGAUCAGGACAAGACGAAGUCAAUAUCAUCCUUGGGAAAUCCUGGAGCUGCUUUUUUGCCUCCAACACUCAACUAUAGCCAAUCCUUUGCUUGUAUUCCCUAUACAGCUGAUGCAUAUUAUGGUGGGGUCUUCAAUGGAUAUGCUUCACAUGCCAUUGUUCAUCCCCAGCAAAAUGGUACCACAAACUCCCGGAUGCCAUUGCCUGUUGAGCCUGCAGCAGAAGAGCCAAUAUUCGUUAAUGCAAAGCAGUACCAUGCCAUCCUUAGAAGGAGACAGAUCCGAGCUAAAUUGGAGGCACAAAAUAAGCUGGUGAAAGGUCGGAAGCCAUACCUCCAUGAAUCCCGGCAUCGUCAUGCCAUGAAGCGGGCUCGUGGAUCGGGAGGGCGGUUCCUCAACACGAAGCAGCUCGAGGAGCAGAAGCAGCAGGAGGAGGAGGCAUCCGGUGGUGCAAGCUCCACCAAGGCCCCUGGCAAUAGGGCAUCAUGCCUUCAGAGCGGCCCCGGUUGCACGCCGCCUUCGGCAUCCGCUCCCUCUGAACCUGCAAGUGUUUCAGCCAGCAGAGAAAUGUUGGGUAACCAUGAGCAGAACCACCUCCCGCCUGCUGGAUUCCGUCCCACAAUGGGCUUCAGAGCGCAGAAUGCUGGAGACGGUAAGCUGGUUGCGAACAAUGCUAUGCACCAGCGCGUUUCCAUGAUGAGGUGAAAGUGGUCUCAGCUCUAGCACCAUCACUGCUUGGUGGCAAUUCAUCCU